This is a messenger RNA of Closterium sp. Yama58-4, 272 nucleotides long. The record is from the annotation of a GenBank genome assembly. Lineage: Eukaryota; Viridiplantae; Streptophyta; Zygnematophyceae; Desmidiales; Closteriaceae.
GGCUACCACCAAGCAACAUCUCCCCCAACCUCGCAGCAGACUGGCCGGACACCAUGCAGAUAGUGCGCCUCGUGUCACAGGAGUGCAUGAACAACAAGGAGCUAGCAGGGAAGGCGGAGCUGCUAGUAUUCCGCCCCAUGUCAUCACACGUGUUCCUGCAGCAGAUGGCUGAGAAGAAACUCUGCACCGUCAUUCAGCUGCCGUCUCAAACCCUACUCCUCGGCACCGUACCGGACCGCUCCAGCCGCCUUGUUGGCAUGCUCUUUCCCAAG